Molecule: messenger RNA, 1461 nt
Organism: Rotaria sordida
Lineage: Eukaryota; Metazoa; Rotifera; Eurotatoria; Philodinida; Philodinidae
Source: the annotation of a GenBank genome assembly
AUGAAUGUCGAAGCCUACAUUAAAUCAUUUGCUGCUGAUGUAACCAUCAAACAAGUUUUUCGUAACAAUGAAACGAAACCAAUCGAGGCUGUAUACUGUUUUCCAAUAGAAGAACAAGCAGCAAUCUACUCAUUUAUUGCUCGAAUUGAUGUUCGAGAAAUUAUAGCACAGUUAAAAGAAAAACAAGAAGCGCAACGAGAAUACAGUGAUGCUAUUCGUCAAGGUCAUGGUGCAUAUUUACUCGAACAAGAUGAGAAAUCUCAAGAUAAUUUUAUUAUCAACGUUGGUACACUACUACCCGGUAAAGAGUGUCAUAUUCAUAUAUCGUAUGUCUCCGAACUGAAUCUUGUUCAAAAUGGAAGUAGCAUCCAAUUUGUUGUUCCAACAACAAUCGCACCACGUUACAACCCUGAGAAAGGCGGAAUUAGUUCACCAGCUGGUACUACAUCCAAAUACGUUCAAACAGCUCCAUACACAAUUGAAUUUCGUUGUCGAGUGGAGAAAGCCAACAUCUCUCGAGUGAGUUCAACGUCUCAUCCAAUUCAGAUUGAUCUUAGCCAAGAGAAUGUAUAUGUCAUUGAAUUUGCACAACAAAAUACCUAUCUAGAUCGAGAUAUUUUGUUCGAUAUUGAAUUAGCUAGCAGUCAUGCGAAUAUCAUUGUUGCUGUGGAGCAAGUUGCUGUUAUGGCUUCAUUUAUACCAACUAAAGAAGAUUGUCAACGCGCGAUGAAUAAUAUGAAGACGACCAAUGAAUUUAUGUUUGUUAUCGAUUGCAGUGGAUCAAUGCGAGAUGAGAACAAGAUCGAAUUGGUGCGUCAAGCCAUGUUACUCUUUCUCAAGAGUCUUCCAAUGGAUUGUUAUUUCAAUAUCAUUCGAUUCGAAACAAAUCAUGAGACAUUAUUCAAAGAGAUUACUGCUGUUUACAAUGAACAAAAUGCUCAAAAAGCUAAAAAAUUCAUAAAUUAUUUGCAAGCGGAUUUGGGUGGAACUGAAUUGUUAAGACCACUUCAAUGGUUAGAACAACAUUCGCCAGAAGAAGGUCGUGCACGACAAAUAUUUCUGUUGGCCGAUGGAGAAAUUUCAAAUGUCAACGAAGUACUUAAUCUAUGUCGUUCAAUGGCUACUUCGACACGUAUAUUUUCAUGUGAUUUGGGUCAUUCGCCAAGUCGCUCACUGGUCAAAGGUCUUGCUCGAGCAACAAAUGGACGCUUCGUUUUUAUUCCGCCUAAAACUAGUGUCGAUGUUCAUGUUGGUGAACAGUUACAAAAAGCUCUUCAAUCGUCUAUAACCAACGUACAAGUGGAAUGGAAUCUUGGUACUAAUGUUAUGAGUGCACCAACAAAAAUACCACCAGUCUAUGCUAAUGAUCGUCUAAUUGUCUAUGCACUUACCAAUGAUCCAAUGAUUGUCUUCGAUCACAAUUCGAAUGUCAAAUUACAUACCAAUAAAAAUUUAAUAUAA